AGCGCGUGGCACGAGGGGGAGGGGCAGCGGUUGAGAUGGGCGAGACCAUGUCCAAGAGGCUGAAGCUCCAUUUGGGAGGGGAGGCAGAGAUGGAGGAGCGGGCCUUCCCCAACCCCUUUGCGGACUACGAAUCCGCCUCCGCUGUGGCAGUUGCCGCCGGCGUCGCUUCCGAAGAGCCUCCCCAACUCGUCGGGAAUAAUCUGGGCCUCCCAUUUCACGGCGAUGGGAAGAUCAACUCCAGUUUUACAAAGAGGAUCCAGACCAAAAUCAAGGACCUCCUGCAGCAGAUGGAGGAAGGUCUGAAGACCGCCGAUCCUCAUGACUGCUCUGCGUACACUGGCUGGACAGGCAUAGCCCUUCUGUACCUGCAGAUGUACCGAGUCACUUCGGACCAGGCCUACCUACUGCGAUCCCUGGAUUAUGUGAAGAGAACACUUCGUAAUCUCAGCGGCCGGAGGGUCACUUUUCUCUGUGGGGAUGCGGGGCCCCUCGCCGUAGCUGCUGUGGUGUACCACAAGCUAAAGAGUGACAGCGAGUCCAGAGAGUGCAUCACAAAACUUUUGCAGCUACAGAAAACAGUUGUAAGUCCAGACUCAGACCUUCCAGAUGAGCUCCUUUAUGGACGGGCAGGUUACCUAUAUGCCUUACUGUACUUGAAUACAGAGAUUGGUCCAAACACGGUGUCUGAGACAACUGUCAAAGAGGUAGUAAAUGCUAUCAUCGAAUCAGGUAAAAAUCUAUCCAAGGAAGAACGCAAAACUGAACGCUGCCCACUGCUGUUCCAGUGGCAUAGGAAGCAGUACGUUGGAGCCGCUCAUGGUGUGGCCGGAAUCUACUAUAUGUUAAUGCAGCCAGCAUCUAAUGUGGACCAGGAAACCUUGACGGAGUUGGUGAAGCCAAGUGUUGAUUAUGUGCGACAUAAAAAAUUCCGAUCUGGAAAUUAUCCAUCCUCAUUAAGUAAUGAAACGGAUAGAUUAGUCCAUUGGUGCCAUGGUGCCCCAGGGGUUAUACAUGUGCUUCUACAAGCCUAUAAGAUCUUUAAGGAGGACAAAUAUUUGAAGGAUGCUAUGGAAUGCAGUGAUGUCAUCUGGCAGAGAGGCUUACUGCGGAAAGGAUAUGGAAUCUGCCAUGGGACGGCAGGAAAUGGUUACUCCUUCUUGUCCCUCUACCAUCUCACUCAGGAUAAAAAGUACCUCUACAGAGCCUGUAAGUUUGCAGAGUGGUGUUUAGAUUAUGGAGCACAUGGGUGUCGUAUUCCUGACAGACCCUACUCACUCUUUGAAGGUAUGGGCGGCACUAUUCACUUUCUGUCAGAUAUCCUGGUUCCAGAGACAUCCCGCUUUCCAGCAUUUGAACUUGGCCCUCCACAAAGGGAAAAAAGGGUAGAAAAAGACAGCUGAAAACAUCCCUUUGUAUCAAAAGCAACACAGCUGCGUAGUGCCUGAGACAGAACCAACUUUGGAUCCUAAAGAAGUCAGCAUCCAUCCUUGCCCCUUUGUCCAAAGGACCAUGAAAAGCGUGAGCGAAGGAAACCGCCACGUUGGUGUUUUGUUGCAGCGUUACUGUCAGUUGUGUAAAAUAUGAAGCCCUUAAACUCAUUUGCCAUUGUUCCCUUCAGGCUCUUUCUGGUGUUUGCAUGUUUCUUAGUGUUGUCCGUAGGUGUGAGUUUGUUAUUCUGUUCGGAGACAGAGCUGUGCAGUUUGUGUGAAUCCCAAUGCUGCCUUCGCAUGAGUGUUAAUAGCAGCCGCACACACAAAAUCUCCCUAUUUACAUCAAAGGAAAAUGCAGUAUGAUGUCCAUUUAGCUCAGAAGCUUGGAACUAUGUUAAUAUGGUGAGUGUAUUCCCUUCCUCCUCCCAUUUCCUGUUGGCACUUUUCAUUUGAGCAGUAUUUUCUCAUGGCUAUCAUGAGAGAAGGGCACCCCCAAGAAUUUAAAAUGAGCACUAGUAGGUAGGGGAAGAGUUCUUUGGAAACUCCUCAUAAAACAGUUGAGAAUUUCCCCUGUGUGCACUUAAGUCUCUGUAUUUUUAGGAUUUACUUGGACUAAGUUGUAGCUAUCCCCCCUAUAACCCCUAGUGACAUUCCUGUUUUUAGUAGAGAAUUCACACACCUUUGAUGCAAUUCUCAAAUUUUAUUUGUAGUAGUAGCAAUGAUCCUAGUUCCCAAGGCCCUCUUCAGUUAAAUUAACGUUAUGGUGUGUAAGGCAAUAUCUUAAGCUGAGCCUGCACCAGAGCAUCUGCAUAGUUGGUACCAACAUCUGAUUGUCAGUAAUUCAGGAACAGGAAUACGUACAGAAAAUAGGCAUUAUUAAAGCAGUCUACACUUGAACCUCAAGCAGUAAUGAAUUUCGUAACCUGUUAUAAUGAUGAAAGCGGUGAAUGGAAUUUCACUUGAGUAUUCAAAGGAAAACAUUAAUUAAACCAUCAUAGUGACCCUGUAAUUAAAAUGUUUCAGAAACAAUAAUCCAUUUGUAGACUUACAAUGAAAAUUAUUUGAUGAACUUUUGAGUGCUCUCAUUUCAUGAGCUAUUUUAAUAUAGCAUGACUGUGUUUAUUCACAUACAGACCUAAUUCUCUAUAAUUUUUCUAUAAUACAGAUGUAGAUUAUUUUGACAGUAUCAUUGCCUUUAUAUUACCAGUUGAAAACUGAGGCACUGUUAUUUUUUUUUAAUCUGCUACUAAUUUGGCUAACAUAUCUUAAAAAUUCCAUUUGGUAAUUUCUGUUUCCCAUCCAUUAGAUACCCAUCCUAGUUCCUCACAGAUAAUACAAAGUCACAUAACCUUGAUAACAUUUGCCAAGGCAGAAUGUUCUGGGUUUGGAAGAACAAUGUAAUUUCUUGAUGAUCAGCCCCACCAUUAUCAGGAACAACCUACACAAGUGCUUUCUUCCCUAGUUGUGAAUUUUAUUUUUGUAAAUAGAAAAUAACAUACAUUUCAGUUUAAAUUUAAUUUCCUGCCAUGUACUGUUACUGAGGAGUUCCUGAGCCCUGUUAAUAGGAAUCAUAAGCCACAACUGUAAUUGCUGAAUAGAUAGACCUCAGUUCACAAAUCAAUUUAUUUAAUUUGUAGAAAUCCACAGAGAUGAAAGAUGCCCCAUAACUUUGAAAUUAUCAUUCUUUCUUCUUGCCAUUGCAGUAUUUUUUCUAAGUCAUUGACUUUUUCUUUUUUUUUUUUUUAACAAUGUACCAAAGUACAGUCUCAUCAGGAUUCAGACUAAUAAUUUGCUGUCAUGAAUGAUGUAAGAGCAGUUGUUUGGCAAAACAAAACACAUCAUGUACAAUCUCAUCCAGUUCACUAUAGACUACCAGCCCAUCAGUGGCCACAAAUUGCAGGGUUUGCUGGUGAUCUCCUACCACCCAUAUGACUUUGUCUGUGCCCAGCUUCCUCAACAGUAAUAGCUGGGAUCUGGAUAGAAGGCCAACCAUCUUUAGAAUGACCUUUCUGUCCUCUCAGUGGACCACUGAGAAGGGACAAAUGGAAUGAAUCACUUUAGGUGUACCCAAAAUGAGAUCCUUGCCAAGAUGAAGAGACACUCCCCUAAGGAUGUUGGUUAUGAUAGAGACCUCCAGACUAACACCGAAGGUUCAGUCUAACUGGAUUUCCUUGUAUUUAGGCUUGUUCAUUUCCAUUUAUGUUUGAAAAAUCAGGGGCUAACCUGAUGAAGUAGAAUAAUUAUGUUUAUUUCAGGUUAACAAAAAUAUUUGCUGAAUGAAUGACUGACCCCAAAGAGCUGAUGUGGAAAACAAGUUUUCAACCUGGCAAAGUUAAUAUACUUUCAGGGUUUCAUUUGGGAAGGAGGGGGGAGGGAAGUUGCCAACAUUCACACUCCUACAUAGUAAAGUGGUGAGUAGUUGCAUUAUUUUUUUCCUUCACUCCCAGUUCCCUGUGUCUUCUAACAUGGAUAUUUGUCAGAAUUUGCCACACAUUAAUUGGAAGGCAAGUAGACAGAACCAUUUGCUUCAAAGGGUGGGUCAUUUAAAGACUUAAAUUUAGUAGUUAGUGAUGAGAGUGUCUACUGACUCCUAAAAUUUCGGCAUCCCCAUUUCAUUGGUGAGGAUAUGGCUUUUCUGGGGUUCACAGCUGUGUAACACCAAUGCUUUAAGUGCAUUAUACUGUUUGAAAAUUAGGAAAAACUGUGAUGUCUACUAGUUACUUGGUUUCAUUAGUAAAAAUAUUUUUUGUGUGUGGUGA
Vombatus ursinus (common wombat) is the source of this 4189-nucleotide messenger RNA. RefSeq names its product LanC like 2 (gene LANCL2). The record is from RefSeq and is a predicted model, not a curated record. NCBI's taxonomy places the organism in Eukaryota, Metazoa, Chordata, Mammalia, Diprotodontia, Vombatidae. The transcript is spliced from 9 exons. The coding region runs from base 36 to 1400 and encodes 454 amino acids. Gene Ontology annotation, cellular component: plasma membrane. Gene Ontology annotation, biological process: peptide modification; carbohydrate metabolic process.